AUGUUUCCUCUUCUUCUACUCGAUCCAGUAUCUUGUGAAAACGUUUUGAAUCAAUUGAAUCCGUAUGAACUAUUCAAAUUCUCGCUCUGCUCGAAAAUCUCAAAUCUACUUGCUCGAAAUGUCGCCGUCAAAGUCAACGACUCCUUCUCUUUGGACAUUCAUUUGGAUGAAAGUUACAGUAUCGGAAUUCAAUAUGAAACUUCUCACGUUUUUGAGUAUUUCUCCUGCCGAUCAAACACCAUUCACAACAUGCUGGGAGAUUCGAGUAUUGUAUCCAAAUCUGUGGAACACGGAAAGUUGAAUGGAAAUGGACCUAGUAUGUUCCAUACAUCUGAUGAAAAAAACGUGGAGACAUACUGGGAAGAUGAAGUUGUUGGAUUCAAGUUAUUGAUUGAAUAUGUCAUGAAUCUUUACGACAAACCCAUCGAUAUACUGUAUUUUCAUAAAACUGAUUCUUUAAAAUCCAUAGAAAUUCUUAGAUGGAUUAAUACCCGUCAGGGAUCUAUUCGAUUCGGUCAUUUUGAUUUAUGUCACGUGAAUUCUGAUCACACACUGUCUCGCAUUUUGGAUCAAAUCAAAAACAUUAAUGAGUUAGACUUGGUAAUGUUGCCAGGAUCCGAGUUCAUUAAGAACGAUACCAGAAGAUAUGAGUUCGAAGAAUUGACAAUAACUAAUGGGUAUUGGGUCACUUUACCUCGCUUAGUCGAUAUGAAUUGCCACAUUCUCAAUGUCAGUGGCACCGAAUUGACUAAUUAUGAUGUGAAUUCGUUUUUGAAAAUGUGGAUUAACGGUGAACUUGAUAAAUUGAAAUUGAUGACACUUAACAUUUUGGAAGUCGAUAUUUUGAAGAUUAUGGAAGGAAUUCAAUAUCUGAAAAAGAGAAACUAUUCUGGAGAAUCAUUUUCCGUAUCACUCGAUAUUACAAAAAACGACAUUUUCUAUAUUAUCUGCCGAACUGAUGGACUUGCUGCUUCAACUUAUGUUACUAAGUUUGGAAAUCAUCUUGUGUUCAAUAUGGAAGUUGGAAAAUAA
This is a messenger RNA of Caenorhabditis remanei, 1032 nucleotides long. RefSeq lists its product as uncharacterized. The transcript has 3 exons. Lineage: Eukaryota; Metazoa; Nematoda; Chromadorea; Rhabditida; Rhabditidae. Bases 1 to 1032 code for a protein of 343 amino acids. The record is from RefSeq and is a predicted model, not a curated record.